Molecule: messenger RNA, 1896 nt
Organism: Quercus lobata
Lineage: Eukaryota; Viridiplantae; Streptophyta; Magnoliopsida; Fagales; Fagaceae
Product: elongation factor 1-alpha
Exons: 3
Coding region: 116-1459 (447 amino acids)
Biological process (GO): translational elongation
Molecular function (GO): GTPase activity; GTP binding; translation elongation factor activity
Source: RefSeq, a predicted model, not a curated record
CUCGUUACCUCACUAGUCUCUCUCUCUCUCACACUCGCUCUCAUAUUCUCUCUCUCGCGGCUAGGGUUUUAGCGCAGCUCUCUCUUGUUCUCUCUCUCUCCUCAGUUGAUUCAGAAUGGGUAAGGAAAAGGUUCACAUUAACAUUGUGGUCAUUGGUCAUGUCGACUCUGGGAAGUCGACCACCACUGGUCACUUGAUCUACAAGCUUGGAGGUAUUGACAAGCGUGUUAUUGAGAGGUUCGAGAAGGAAGCUGCUGAGAUGAACAAGAGGUCAUUCAAGUACGCCUGGGUGCUUGACAAGCUCAAGGCUGAGCGUGAGCGUGGUAUCACCAUUGAUAUUGCCUUGUGGAAGUUCGAGACCACCAGGUACUACUGCACGGUCAUCGAUGCCCCUGGACAUCGUGAUUUCAUCAAGAACAUGAUUACUGGAACCUCCCAGGCUGAUUGUGCCGUCCUCAUUAUUGACUCCACCACUGGUGGUUUUGAAGCUGGUAUUUCCAAGGAUGGACAGACCCGUGAGCAUGCUCUCCUUGCUUUCACCCUCGGUGUCAAGCAAAUGAUUUGCUGCUGCAACAAGAUGGAUGCCACUACCCCCAAGUACUCAAAGGCUAGGUACGAUGAAAUCGUGAAGGAAGUCUCUUCCUACUUGAAGAAGGUUGGGUACAACCCUGACAAGAUUCCUUUUGUCCCCAUCUCUGGAUUUGAGGGUGACAAUAUGAUUGAGAGGUCUACCAACCUUGACUGGUACAAGGGUCCAACCCUUCUUGAUGCACUUGACCAGAUCAAUGAGCCAAAGAGGCCCUCAGACAAGCCCCUCCGUCUCCCACUUCAGGAUGUUUACAAGAUUGGAGGCAUUGGAACUGUCCCUGUGGGUCGUGUUGAGACCGGUAUCAUCAAGCCUGGUAUGGUUGUGACUUUCGGCCCCACUGGACUGACCACUGAAGUAAAGUCUGUUGAAAUGCAUCAUGAGGCUCUCCUAGAGGCUCUUCCUGGUGACAAUGUUGGCUUCAACGUUAAGAAUGUUGCUGUGAAGGAUCUCAAGCGUGGGUAUGUUGCCUCCAACUCCAAGGAUGAUCCUGCCAAGGAGGCAGCCAACUUCACCUCCCAAGUUAUCAUCAUGAACCACCCUGGCCAGAUUGGAAAUGGUUACGCCCCUGUCCUCGAUUGCCACACCUCCCACAUUGCUGUCAAAUUUGCUGAGCUCUUGACCAAGAUUGACAGGCGGUCUGGUAAGGAGCUUGAGAAGGAGCCAAAAUUCCUGAAGAAUGGUGAUGCUGGAAUGGUUAAGAUGCUUCCCACCAAGCCCAUGGUUGUGGAAACCUUUUCCGAGUAUCCCCCACUUGGUCGUUUUGCCGUCAGGGACAUGCGUCAAACUGUGGCUGUUGGUGUCAUCAAGAGUGUGGAGAAGAAGGAUCCAUCUGGAGCCAAGGUGACCAAGUCUGCUGCCAAGAAGAAGUGAAUUGUGCUGCACCCAGUUUCUGCAAGUGCUGGGUAUCGUAGUCCUUACAGUAAGGACUGGGUUCUUGCUAUUAAUCUAUCCAUAGAAGGUCUAAGUGUUUGUUUUGUUGGUAAUAGCUUCAAGUCUCUGCCAUCGUCAUGUAGCUUCAAUUCCCAGAAUUGGGUGCUUGACCGACGGUGGCGGGGCCAUGGAGUAACCUAGUGUUUUUUGAUUUGCUUAAGGUGUCAUGUGAGACUUAUUUAUUUUCAUAAGCAGCUAUGGAGUUUUAGGUCUGUUUUCAUGCUGCCCGGAUUUUUGCUAUUUACAUUUAUAGUUAUCUAGUCUGUGUGUUUUCAAUUGAACAAUUUUUACUUGCUGCAUCUCUACUGAUAUGUUUUUUAAGGUUCGCUACUUUUAUUCUUUAUUAUAGAUCUUUACUGGUUGAAUUGUUUUCGGAA